UGUUAGGGGCUUCCCGUCCUUUACUUUUCAGAACUACUGUCUUCUAUAUAUACAAUAGUAAGUUGUAUUAGUUGAUGUUAAUCAAGAUAUAAGAGUUUUCAUUUUUCUCUCAACUUCAAGUUGGUAUCAAGAGCCAGACUCUUUGUCUUCUUCCUCUAUCGUCGGCGGCAUCAUCUCCCUGUCAUUUCCGCUGUUCGCCGUCGUCGCGUCGCCGUCCUCUGCCUUCGCCGCCACCGUCUGCCGUCGCUUUCUCCGGCAAAGUCAAGGGUUAGGUGCGCCUUGAGAAGCGCAACCCAACCCUGGUGGUCUCGUCCUCUGAAACCACCGCACCUGCUGUCACGCGCCGCUUCUUUUCGGCCAGUCUCGAGCGCGUAUUCUGCACGCGCCGCCUUCCUGUGGUCGGAGCUUCACCGUGUCGCCGCAGAACGUGUCGCCGCAGAAAGUCUCGCCGUAGCUUCUGGAGUGUGUUUUGGUUCCUGUUUCUCUGUUUCGUUGGCUUGGGCUCAUACCUAGGGUUUUCUCCUUACGUAUUAUGAAACCCUAGGUCCUAUUUCUUCUCUCAGUUUUAAAAUGGCUUCUUCUACUGGAAGUAAUUCCUCUUUAUCUGCUACCCCUAUCAUUACAUCUGCAAAACUGAAUUGGAAAAAUUAUUUAUCAUGGUCCUCUAGUGUGGAGUUGUGGUUUCUUGGUCAAGGACACCAUGAUCACCUUGAACAAGAUAUUUCUAUGGUCCUAGAAGAAGAAAAAUCUCAGUGGCAAAAAUUAGACUUUCAAUUAUGUGCUGUUUUGUGGCAAUCAGUUGAGCAAGAGGUUCUAGAUAUCUUGAGACCCUAUAAGACAUGCUCCUCUUUUUGGAAAAGGGCCCAAGACAUUUUUGCUAAUGAUGUACAACGUCUUUUUGAUGCAACCCAAAGAGCAACUUUUCUCAAACAAGUCAACCAUGAUAUGGUUUCUCAUGUUGCAAAAGCUCGGGCUACGGUAGAAGAGUUAAAGAACUUCUUUGUAGCUGACUCAUUAGAAAAUCUCAACAAAAAGCUUGACAAGUUCUACAUGGUCCUAAUCCUGAAAAGUUUACACUCUGAUUUUGAUCAUGUAUGUGAUCAAGUUUUAGCUGGUGAUCAAAUCCCGUCGAUGGAUGGCUUAGUUACUCGACUCCUUCGGAUACAUUGGUAAAGGAAGAGAAUUUAAAUGAUGUUAUUGAAACAUCAGCAAUGGUGACACCGUGAGGAAGAGGAGGAGGUAGGAGCAAUCGAGGAGGACGUGGUGGUCGAAGUAGACGUCCUCAAUGCUCAUAUUGUAAGAGAAUGGGUCAUACCCAAGAUAAA
This is a messenger RNA of Vigna radiata var. radiata (mung bean), 1325 nucleotides long. RefSeq lists its product as uncharacterized. The record is from RefSeq and is a predicted model, not a curated record. The transcript has a single exon. NCBI's taxonomy places the organism in Eukaryota, Viridiplantae, Streptophyta, Magnoliopsida, Fabales, Fabaceae. Bases 571 to 1173 code for a protein of 200 amino acids.